Messenger RNA from Emericellopsis atlantica, 1236 nucleotides. RefSeq lists its product as uncharacterized. The transcript has a single exon. Bases 1 to 1236 code for a protein of 411 amino acids. The record is from RefSeq and is a predicted model, not a curated record. NCBI's taxonomy places the organism in Eukaryota, Fungi, Ascomycota, Sordariomycetes, Hypocreales, Bionectriaceae.
AUGCCACAGUCAUGUAGACCCAGGCGAGAUCCACUCCGCCGUAUCGCAGCCGCCGUGCGGCAGACAGCGGGAAAGAUUUCACAGCCGCAGCUGUCCCCAGAAGUCCGCGUCCAUCAUCGUGAGCAGGCCGGAGAUAAUGCACCGGGACCAUCCCGACUCGACAUGCAGAUACGCGGGAUAUACAACUCGAGCACAAGCGCAUUCACCCUGCCCGACGAUACAAAAUAUCCCGUCACGGCCGAAGAACGCGAAUGCGAGCUAAAGAACGAAAAUAUCCGCCUGGAGCAAGAAGUGACCUACUAUAAAUCCGUUGUGCAUCGAGUUCUCAUACCCUUGAUUCUCGCGUUAGGGCCGCUUGCGGAUAAUCUUCGUCAAUCCCUGCGCCAACCGGAGGCCGCGUUCUCUGGGGGAGGGGAACCCGAUCCAUAUCUAGCAACAGGCAGGCGUCCCGAGCGCCGAGAGUUGUGCAAAUACCUGGAGCACCAGCGGGCCGACAGGAUGAUGGGUCAUAUCGAGGACGACGAACCAUUACAUCGGCAUCCGUCGCUCGCAGACCUUCGCCAUAUCCAAGGAAACGGGAGCAGCGCCCCAAGCACAAAAGACCGCGUGAUUGAGCUUACCAAAGCAAACGGCAGGAUGAGAAGUGAAAUAGCAAAGUAUAGACCACUCGUGCUAGAAACCAUGGAGGAGAUGUUGUUUGGGAUAGAGGAGUGCGCCCGACGGUUGCUAUGCGCGGGAGAGACCGCUAGAGAGAUUGUCAGGCAGUCAGCAGAAUCUUGGCCUCCUUCCAUGAAUCGGCACGUUUUAAGCAACGCCAAUGUGUAUCGUGGUCACGCCAACGGAGGCUCCUGCUUUGGGCAGGACAAUCCGCGCGGGUGCCUGCGAGGCCACCUACCCACCGACAGCACAGCGCCCCGUGGGCAGGCAGCGCACGUUAGGUUUGCCGGAGCAGAUAGACCUUGCAGAAGCACGGAUAACUAUGCCACGGGGGGUGGCCAGACCGUCGAGAGCAUCCGGCAAGAACACGAAUACGUCUCAGAACUGAUCGGAUGCACAUCUCUGCAUCUUGUGCCCCAGGCGUGGUAUGUCCUCGGCAAAUUGGAUCGAGUGAUUGACAAGAGCUGCAAGGAUCUGGAGCGCGCAGGGAAUGACCAGCCGCCUCGGCUUGCUACCCACCUUGCAACCGGAUGCUUCCCCACCACUUUCUCACCUGAUCACAUCUGCCAAGCGAGCUAG